AUGGAGAUACGAGUAGCUUCCCUGGCCAGCAUGAAGGACAUAGAAAAAAGUGCUAAAGAGCUGGUCACGGAGGCCAAUCUAAGGCUAGUUGGCCUUUUGGCCCCUCACCAAGACGUGAGGGAGACAACUGCGGGGAAUUCCACUGCCAUGUCAUCUGAAGAUCUGUUCAAGCUUUACAACGUACCUACUGUACCUUCGAGCAAGAAGAAGGAGAGCAGGCGACACUGUGGAGAGAGCAGCAAGGCUCCUCCAACGAAAAAUGCUCGGACUAGGGAUCCUCCAGCAGCGGUUCCAUCUCGGGAAACCACACCACCUCCGGCCCCCCUUGACCAGACAUCUCCUCUAGCUCCAACCGAUCAGACUUCUCCUCCAGCACCCGAUCAGACACCUCCUCAGGCACCGACCAGCCAAAUGCCUCCUGCCCAAACAUUGACGAGUAUCGUGCUUAGUUCAGCCAAGGAAAGGUUGACUAAACUACCGAGGCAUCGCCGCAGCCAAGAGGCUAUCACUGGUACCGACUCCAUGGAAGUUGACCAUAUCAUCAAUCGCACGCUGAAUGAAAUAGCCAGUGGAAUGCUAACUAUGACUGCCAGAUGGCGCCGUUCGGGGGCUUUGAUCACUCAACUCCAAACGUCUGAGGCUAAACAUGCUGAGGAGCUCAAGGCGGACGAAGCCAAACAUACCGAGCAACUUGAAGCAACCAAGGACAGACAUACUGAGCAGCUGAAAGCAGUCGAGAAGACUAAUGCUGAGCUGCUCGAUCAGAAGAACAAGCUAGCAGAAGAGCUGAAGCAAUUCCAGGCUGCCCUGACCAAAGCCAUUGACGAAAAAGAGAAGUUUAAGGAGUCUUCCAAACUUAACUUCCAUGAAGCCAAACAGCUUGAGGCUGAGCUGGUUGCUAGCAGAAAGGACACUGAAGAGCUGGAGGGGAGAAUCAAAGAGCUCGAGGAGACUAAUGCCAGUAAUUGGAGAGGUACAAGGGUGCCACCUUCAACUGCUUUUACGAGUUUUGGAAGCACAAUCGCGAGGCUGAUUUCAACUAUCUUUCUGAGCACCUGA
Humulus lupulus (European hop) is the source of this 1059-nucleotide messenger RNA. RefSeq lists its product as uncharacterized. NCBI's taxonomy places the organism in Eukaryota, Viridiplantae, Streptophyta, Magnoliopsida, Rosales, Cannabaceae. The transcript has 3 exons. Bases 1 to 1059 code for a protein of 352 amino acids. The record is from RefSeq and is a predicted model, not a curated record.